UUAAUUCUUAGCGUAGCGUUAGCUUCUUUCGUUCACAUUUAUUGUUUUUAUCCGUCAAUUUUGCCUUUUCGUUUCCAGGCUAGCUAACUAGCUUGCUAUCUUUUCAACACAAAUUGAAUUAAGGGUAGAGAGAAAGUGUUUUGGCCAAUAUUAUCUCAGCUGACUAGCUAUGAUAUGAUAAACGGUGGUGAGAUUUCUCUUGGUUGUUUUUUUAUGCCAGAAUGAUGCGCACAGUCUUGAUACUCGCGUUUAUACAGUAGACUCUGGCCAAACAUGAACGGAUCUUAGUUGGCAAUGCAAUUUGUCUAAUUUUGUCGCUGCUGCUGCUGCUGCCGUAGCUGUUUCAUCGCUGAAAAUGCGGAUCGUCUGAGGAUACCAGUCGCUGCUGCUACGGGCAGAGGAUACGACUCUCCCACACCGAUUCGCCGGCGGGAUAAGGCAUUGAUUGCCUUGGAGCACUGGCUCGGCUGCGGAGCGGCCAAUGUCGACUGUUAUUUGCGGUGGAAUUUAAUCCUGUAAAUAUAUAUAUAAACAUAAAUCAUUUAUAGCUCUAAAAGUAGGGACACUCAGGGACAAUGUCUUCUCGCUCAGCACUACCGUCUGGGAACGAACGGAACUCGGACCACCAUGCCUCUCUCACAGGCAGCCGCUCAGAGAAGGGCUCGGGCUGGUCGAGCCGCUCGCUGGGGGCGCGCUGCCGGAACUCCAUCGCCUCCUGCACGGACGAGACGCCGCACAUCGGCAACUACCGGCUGCUGAAGACCAUCGGCAAGGGCAACUUCGCCAAGGUCAAGCUGGCACGCCACAUCCUGACGGGCAGGGAGGUUGCAAUAAAAAUAAUUGACAAAACCCAGCUGAAUCCGACCAGCCUACAGAAGCUCUUUCGAGAGGUACGGAUCAUGAAAGGCCUCAAUCACCCAAACAUAGUGCAGCUGUUUGAAGUGAUAGAGACAGAGAAGACUCUCUACCUGAUCAUGGAGUACGCCAGCGGAGGUGAAGUGUUCGACUACCUCGUGUCUCACGGGAGAAUGAAGGAGAAAGAAGCGCGAGCCAAAUUCCGUCAGAUUGUGUCUGCCGUCCACUACUGUCACCAGAAGAACAUUGUCCACAGAGACCUCAAGGCGGAGAACCUCCUGCUGGACGCCGACUCCAACAUCAAGAUCGCCGACUUCGGCUUCAGCAACGAGUUCACGCUGGGCAACAAGCUGGACACCUUCUGCGGCAGCCCGCCCUACGCUGCCCCCGAGCUCUUCCAGGGCAAGAAGUACGACGGGCCCGAGGUGGACAUCUGGAGCCUGGGGGUCAUCCUCUACACGCUGGUCAGCGGCUCGCUGCCCUUUGACGGACAGAACCUCAAGGAGCUGCGCGAGCGGGUGCUGAGGGGGAAGUACCGCGUGCCCUUCUACAUGUCCACGGACUGCGAGGGCAUCCUGCGACGGUUCCUGGUGCUCAACCCCACCAAGCGCUGCACCCUGGAGCAAAUCAUGAAAGACAAGUGGAUGAAUGUCGGAUACGAGGGCGAGGAACUGAAGCCCCACGUGGAGCCGGUGGAGGACUACAAUGACGCCAGCCGCAUCGAGGUGAUGGUGGGAAUGGGCUACUCUCGCGAGGAGAUCAAGGACGCCCUGACCAAUCAGAAGUACAACGAGGUCACGGCUACGUAUCUGCUGCUGGGCCGUAAGAAUGAGCUGGAGGGCAGCGAAUCCCGGUCAGGCAGCAGCCUCUCUCUGGCACGGGUCCGCCCCAGCACCAUCACCAACGGCACCAGCAAGCACUCCUCCUCCGCCGCCGCCUCCUCCUCCUCCAGCUCCGCCUCCUCGCACAGCAAGACCCAGCGGAGCGCCUCCACCUACCACAGACAGAGGCGGCACAGUGACUUCUGCGGGCCCUCCCUGCCGGUGGCGCACCCAAAGCGCAGCCCCACCAGCACGGGCGACGGCGAGCUGAAGGAGGAACGGCUGCCGUCCCGCAAGGCCAGCUGCAGCGUGGUGGGCAGCCGCAGCAUCCCGCCCUCCAGCCCCAUGGUCAGCAGCGCCAACAACCCCAACAAGUCGGAGAUCCCCGAUCGCCGCAAAGAGAUUAACGCCACCACGAACAACAUCCCUGCAAGUGCCAUGACCCGGCGGAACACCUACGUGUGCACCGACCGCUCCAGCACCGACAGACACUCCCUGUUGCAGAACGGCAAGGAGAACAGCUCCCUGUCCCACCGCCUCCCCCCGGCCUCCCCCUCCACCCACAGCAUCGCCGGGGCGGGGGCGUCGGGCUCCUCCUCGGGGGAGCGGUCCCGGCUGACCCGCGGCUCCACCAUCCGCAGCACCUUCCACGGGGGCCAGCUGCGGGACCGGCGGCCGCCCCCCCACGCGGCCCCGCCCACCUCGCCCACGCUGUCGCACGACGCCAGCCCCCUGCCCCACGCCCGCAGCCGUGCCACCUCCAACCUCUUCAGCAAGCUCACCUCCAAGCUCACGCGCAGGGUCAAUCUUGACCCCUCUAAACGCCAGAGCUCAAACAAGUCCGUCUCGGGCUGUACUCUUCCACAGGGAUCAAAAACAGUUAACGAACCUGAGGGAGUCUGCAGAUCUCCGGUCUCAAGUCGCCAUCUACCUGGGCAUCAAAAAGCGUCAGAGCCCCGGACCCCCCGAUGCGGCUGGGAUGUGAGGGUGCGGAGCCCGCGGGACCCGGCGGAGGUGGUCCUGGCGCUGAGGGAGGCAGCCCAGGGCUGCGGCUGCCAGGUCCACCUGGCCGGCCCCUUCCUGCUGUCCUGCACCCACGGGGCGGCCGGCUCGCGCGUGGCCUUCGAAGCCGAGGUGUGCCAGCUCCCCACGGGGCCCUCCGAGACCAGCGGCGUGCGCUUCAAGCGUCUGUGGGGGGCGCCGCUCGCCUUCCGGGACAUCGCCACCAAAGUCUCCAAGGAGCUGCAACUCUGAGGGCGACAGGGGGCGGGGGUGGAGGGGCAGAGGACGGACAGACUGAGUCAGGAAGGGACGUUGCCACCGGCGCCCCCGCCUCGACCGCCGCCGCCGCCGCCAACCCCUCCCCCGCCCCCGCCACGACGUCACACGGACACGCAGACACAGACAGUUCGCCACCCGCCAUCCCCCAUGACCCCUUACGAAAGACAUCACUAUUCCCGGACGAAAAGAAUCCAGCCGAUUUGAUUUUUAUUCCUGUUGAUGAUAUCGUUGUCGUCGUCAUAAUGAUUAUAUUAUAAUUGUUGUCAUUCCUUUUUGAACAGCUGCUAUUUAAAAUGUUUUUGAACUUUUUUUUUUGUUGUUGUCACGGGCAGGGGAUUCACCUUUCUUUUUAUUAUUUUGAAAAAGCCGUUUUUAUUGUUUACUUUUGUUUCCGAGUGACGCAUAAGAUGAAGUAUUGCGAAAAGGUUUGAAGCAUCGGGGCCGACCGGUGUCAUACUGGACUCUAGUCACAAGGGGGCGAUAAGCAGAAAUGCAGAGAUGGAUGAAAUGCAGCAUCAAGAGAAACAGCUGAUUUUCUCUUCCCAGUUACCUGGCUGCCCAGUCUUACGAGGGUCCCCUUUGCUGUUUUGUUUGUUGUCAGUGAGGGCAAGAACAAAGCCGUCUGACUUCACAGUGUACAAAGCUGAGUGUGUGAUGACUGCUUUUCUGAGCCACGACACUUUAUUUUUCUACAUAUUAGCACAUUUAAAAAAAAAAGAGCAUAUGACUCGCUCAUAUUUUAGCACUUUGAUCUAACAGUAUCCCCUCCUCAAAUGGUACAGUCACUCAUCCAAGCUCCAUGCCUGAUUUUGUAGAAGCUCCGCACAAGCAUCAAGACGAAUCGGUAGCCACAGUUUCCCGUCUCCUGUUUUCCCCUUGUCCACUGACUUUAACCAUGCUGAGCCAAGCCGAGCCAAGCAGGAACUGGCUGACGAGGCUUGCUUGGUUUUCCAUCGCCGCACUCAGGCUGUAAUACACCCUUACACAUUUGAACAGAAGGAGCAUUAUAGACUGUUUAUGACACUCAAACAGGAGGAAGAACUGUAGUUUAGUCAGUUUUCAAGCUCUCAUUUAACAAAAGUGUUUUAUUGUUAACUAGCUGACAUAAUACAAUAGCUGCAGUAAGCUAUAUUUUGUAUUAAUCCUUGUUAGAGUGGUGCAAUUUAUAAGCAUACAUGUUUUCUGUGAUAAAUGUAAAAAUUAGCAUAGCUGUCAUAAGCUAUUGCUAUAAUUCACCUAUAUUAGUAGAGAGGACAUGGGUGUAGGUUUUGAUAAGAGCAGACACAUGAUGUCGAGCAAUUUGGACAAGUACAAACAUUCAGUAGCUUAAAACCUAUCUACAGUUAACACAAUAUUGACCGAAACCUCCUGAAACAUUUUCUCCUUCCUGAUAGCUUUGGCAUUGACUAUUGCAGUGUCACCAGUUUUGCUAACCCAGCUCCUGGCCUACUAGUAACCAGUCCAGCACCGGUUUUAUUUACCUGGCUCAGCAAAAUAAAUCCUGUGGAAAACCAGGCACAGCCAUAACUGUGCCAGCAAGCCUGGUUCUGGCAUGACGGUGGAGAGCAGCCAUUCAAUGGCCACUGCUAGGGCCAAGGAGGAUUUUCUCGCAUAAACUUAUCGCUGCAUUCACCUCCUUUUGGCUCAACCGUUUAGUUGCCAAGAAGCAUUGGCUAACAGGCAGUGCGCUGAAACACUUUGUGAGAUUAAACGGUAAAAAAAAAAAAGAGUUUGGAAAGGUCUUAGGGCACAGGUGCAGCGGUCUACUCUGUAUUUCUGUGAGUCCAGGGUUGCAUUUUGACAUGCUGCCAUACUCUCUUCUCCCCACAGCAAUACUGACCUCUGAUCAGUAGUAGGUAAGGGGGAUUUUUGCAUGACGUCAGAGGCUCCUUUGCUGGUCAGCGAUGCUGCAGGGAGAAGAGAAGGAGGGAGCCGUUUGGGAGGCAACGCUGUCGUGGCCUUUGAGAAUUCACCCAGGGAUCUCUGUCAGAAGUUAAGGAAAAAAGACUUCAGCUCAUCGCUGCCUACAUCCGAAGCAGGAAGACGGCAUUGUGCGUGCCGGCGGUUUUGCACAAAUCUUUGGCUGCCUAAUGAUGCUUUGGGACAGGUCUGCUCAAAGCCUGACCCUGGAGGACCGCAGUGUCUGUAGGCUUUGUUCCAGUCAGGAAGUGAAAGCACGUGGUUCAUGUACUCAUUGUCUGGCUCGUGUCAGUGCAUUUUCCUUCCCCGUUUCUGAUGGUGACAGGGGUUCAAGGAAAACCGGAAGACCUGCAGGACUGAAUUUCUCCAGGGCCCAAGUGAGCCUGCGUUAGGUAAACAGGUCUAGACCUGGUGCUAAACCCAGUCUGCCAGAUCACCUGGUAACGUUACAGUUCAUCGGUCUCAGUCGGCCAGACCUGGUAGCAGGCAGGCCCAUCUCCCCCGAUCCAUUUAUUCCAACUCAGCCUGGAGAUCGCUGGUUCGAAUCUGGGCUUUGCCUCCAGCUGACAGCUGGUCAGGAAGUAAGAGGGGGGAGGUCCUUGCCUGGUUGCCCACUGAUCCGCCAGCAGCCUGCCCUGCCCUCUCAGACUGGGAUCUCACAGGUGGCCACUUAGCCCCGGGAAAGGCUGUGACAUUAACGUUCCUGUCAGGAGAGUGGAGUGGUUCCUCCCAUCUGAGAGGCUGCCACUGUGUGCACUGUCUGGCUCUGAUCUCACAUCGGAGUGUCCUUCUGGCCGUGUCAGCAUGCAGCUGUUUGUCUCUGGGCCGGUGUCCGCCCCUGGAAGUGGAUCUGCCAGACCCGUGAAAGAGGUUGAUGAGUUGUUCGGAGUUCUUGCCUGUGUUUUUCACUCCUUUCCUGUAGGCUUUUUACUCAUAAUUUGUGACCCCCUCCUGAUUCCAUGAUGUUUUUAGAUAUGUUUCCACAUCCCUGAAAACCCAAGCCGACCCACACACACACUGAUCAGAAAUGUCCUUUCUCUCAUAAGCCCAACGCCAUUUUUCCCCUUUUCACAAUCUCAUUACUCUUACACAUACAGUAUUACACACUGGAUCCCUGUACAGUGCAGACUCCAAUGGCGGUGGUGGGGUUUGCACCAGGUGUAUCCGGGACACUAUAACUAUUACUUAAAUCUACCACAUCCAGAGGAAGUUGUGGGAAAUCUUAAAAGCAGGCCUCUGGGAGAGUAACUGUCUUAAAUGUGAAAGCUGUGAUUUUUGGACACUUCCUUCGGUAAAAGAUUUUCAAAAAUAAAAGAGGGCCUCUCUUCUUCAGCCAGCUGCAUAGAUAUUGUUAGAGCUUAGGGUCAUGUCUAGAGAGUAGGAAGCAUUAGGUAUAAAACAGCUGCUGUUCCUGAUAAAGGGGGUGCCAUACUGAAUAUUGCUGAGUUGAAAUCGGUUUUAAUUUAACAUGAAUAAAAUGACCUUGUUUCACCUGUUGAUCGGAUGCUUUUUCAAUGCAAGUGCUUUCACUGGUUUAUACAUGAGUCCAGCCUCAUCGUUCCAAAUGCUGAGUCAUUUUAGUUUGGCUGCUGACAUGAAAGGUCACUGUCAGCCUAUAGCAGACUGAACAUGAGCAUAUUAGGAGUGGCAGUUCAUUUUAUUAGAUUUGGAAAAGCCUGCAAGAGGUUCUGGGUUUCUCUUUGUUGGGAGAGUGGAAAAUAUCAGGGAAGCGUCCUACAGAAGCCUCUUUUCCAGGGUUAGUUUCAUUGAUAGAAAGUGAAGACGAUUAAAUCAGGGGGCGUUCCUUUCGAUACAGGAGGAACACAGUGAAAUGCCCACAGCCAGAUCUAUUUAGUGGUGAAGUUAUUUGCUGCCUUUAAAACAAGUCCAACAGCAGUCCUGGCUGGCCCUUGUUUUUGGUGAGAAUGCAGGCUCAUGCCAUGUUCUGUAAUAUCUGUUCAACUUUCACCAUGGUAGUGUUGGAAAUAAGCAAGUUAAACAUGGGUAGAUGCGGUAUCCACUGGUUUGGGAAAAAGUUCAGACUUAUUUCCUAUGCUAGGCCUGAACUUUGUCAGUCAUGCCAGUCAGCAAAGGUUACUUGUUAGGAAAUGUGCCCAUCUUUAUCCGGAGAUGAACCUCUGUUCAAACGCUACAAAGGACCAAUUUUAGUAUGUUUUACUUAAGCAUUCUCUACUCAAGAUAUUCUAGCCAUUUGCUGUUGUCUUUAUGGUUCAGGACUAUUAAAUACAUUGGUGAGCUGCCACGCUUUCAGAUCUUACUGGCUGGUCACAAAUUUAUAUGGAACUCUUGGCUUGAAAUGGCAUCUUUUAAGAGUGGAUCAGGUGCAAUCAUCACUCCAAAUAAAAAUGUCCAUUACUGAUUACUGAGCCAAACAAGAAGAUUCGAAACGCCUAGUUAGUUUUACUUCACCCAUGAAUUGAGCAAAAGAAGACCUAGCUCCUUUUUUUCCAAAAUAGAAUAUUCUAACAGUACUGUUCCCUGGUGCUCAAUUGCGUGCUGUUUGUCCCUCUGCAGCAUCUGUACAGGCAACACAAUGGAACCCCCAACCUGUCACUAUAGGCACACACUCAGAACGCGCACACACACACACGCACACACACGCACACACACAUACACACACUCCUUACUCUCCCUGUAAAAAUCCAGCAGAGUGCUUGUAUUUGUAUCAUUGUGUAGAAAACAAAGAUGAGAAAAGAAAAUAUGGGUCAAUUUCUUUUUUUUUCUUUUGAAUUUUUAAAUUAUUAUUCUGGUACCGGCUAUGGUGCCUUUAGAUGUAAAGAAAA
This is a messenger RNA of Megalops cyprinoides (Indo-Pacific tarpon), 7681 nucleotides long. RefSeq names its product microtubule affinity regulating kinase 4 (gene mark4). Gene Ontology annotation, cellular component: cytoplasm. Gene Ontology annotation, molecular function: protein binding; tau-protein kinase activity; protein serine/threonine kinase activity. Lineage: Eukaryota; Metazoa; Chordata; Actinopteri; Elopiformes; Megalopidae. The transcript has 18 exons. Gene Ontology annotation, biological process: protein phosphorylation; microtubule cytoskeleton organization; intracellular signal transduction. The record is from RefSeq and is a predicted model, not a curated record. The coding region runs from base 576 to 2930 and encodes 784 amino acids.